CGUACAUAAUUUGACCAAAUGGCACUGUGUCCCUCUGUAGAUUGACCAAAAACCUUCAGAUAUGGGAGUCCAGUGGCCAAAUGUGUGUUUACAUCGCCACCAGAAGCGAGAUAACGAUGACUUGGCCAUGAAAAGUGGACUGCUGAACCUCGGAAGCAGCCGUGAAGAUCGUCGCAGUAAAAUGGCACAGGUUGCAGAUCUUCUGUAUCAGGACCAGUUCAGCUGUGCGAUCUGCCUGGAUCUGCUGAAGGAUCCGGUGACUAUUCCCUGUGCACACAAUUACUGUAUGGGCUGUAUUAAGGGCUACUGGGAUCAGGAUGAUUAUACUGGUGUUUAUCGCUGUCCCCAGUGCAGAGAAACUUUCAUCCCAAGGCCUGUUUUAAGAAAAAACACUAUGUUGGCUGAAGUGGUGGAUAAACUGAAGAAGACAGGACUCCAAGCUGCUCCUCCUGCUCACUGUUAUGCUGGACCUGGAGACGUGGUGUGUGAUGCCUGCACUGGAAGAAAGCGCAAAGCCGGCAAGUCCUGUCUGGUGUGCCUGGUGUCUUACUGCGAAACUCACCUCCAGCCUCACUUUGAAUCUCCUGCCUUUAAGAAGCACAAACUGGUCACAGCCACUGGAAACUUGCAGGAUAAGAUCUGCUCUCAUCAUGACAAACUGCUGGAGGUUUACUGUCGUACUGAUCAGCAGUGUAUCUGUUACCCCUGUGUGAUGGAUAAACACAGCGGGCAUAACACAGUUUCAGCUGCAGCAGAAAGAAUUGAGAAACAGAAGCAGCUGGGGGCAACACAGAGUAAAUUCCAGCAGAGAAUCCAGGAGAGAGAGAAGGAGCUGCAGGAUCUGAGACAGGCUGUGCAGUCACUCAAGCGCUCUGCACAGGCAGCAGUGGAGGACAGCAAGAGGAUCUUUACUGAGCUGAUCAGCUCCAUUGAGAGAAGGCGCUCUGAGGUAGAAGGGCUGAUCAGAGAUCAGGAGAAGGCUGAAGUGAGUCGGGCUGAAGGACUCCUGGAGCAACUGGAGAAGGAGAUUGCUGAGCUGAGGAGGAGAGACGCUGAGCUGGAGCAGCUUUCACACACAGAGGAUCACAUCCAUUUCCUCCGGAACUUUCAGUCUGUCUGUGUCCCUCCUGGACCUGGAGCCAUUCCCAGCAUCACUGUCAGCCCACACAGCUCUUUUGAAGCUGUGACGAAAUCGGUCUCUGAACUGAAUAAGCAGCUGGAGGACGUCUUCAAGGUGGAACUGGUCAAAAUAUCUAAUUCAGCAUUUGGCACCUCUAUUGCGGGGUUCUCGUUCGGAGCCCCCCCCCAGGUAUAGCCCGGCCUCCAGUUCGGCCAGCCGGCCAACACCACGCUCGGCUCGACUGCUGCUCCCGCGUCCUCUGCUGCAGCAUUUGGCACCUCUAUUGCGGGGUUCUCGUUCGGAGCCCCCCCCCAGGUAUAGCCCGGCCUCCAGUUCGGCCAGCCGGCCAACACCACGCUCGGCUCGACUGCUGCUCCCGCGUCCUCUGCUGCAGGGUCAACCGCUCCAUCAGCUUCUUCUCUCACUGCUCCGGUUGCAGGUGGGGGCUUGAGUCUCGGGGGCUUUGGCAGCAACAGGGGUUUGUCUGGUGCUCCCUUAGGGGGCUCCGGCCUCUUUUACUAAGACCUGCAUCCACAUCCUCGCACAGAACAGGCGCUGUGGGGGUUUCUCCUUCUCAGACUCGGAUGGGUGCUUUAAGGCUGAGAAAUGGACACUGCUGAAAGAAGUGUGUCCCUCAAGACUCAAGCAUUUCACUGGGCUUCACCCGGACAUUCCUCAACAAGGGAUGUAACGGAACUGUUUUUUUGUUUGUUUUUUUGCUGCUCCACAUCUGUGAACAGGUUGAUCUGCUAGCUCGCCGCCUGUAACCAAAAAGGUCACGGGUUCGAUUCCCGGGUAGGACACUGUCAUUGUACCCAUGAGCAAGGCACCUGCAUUGCUUCAGUACAUAUAUCCAGCUGUCUAAAUGUAUGCACUAUGCAUGCUAUGUAAGAGUUGUGUAAGUUGCUUUGGGUAAGGGAGUCUGAUAAAUUCCUGUAGUGUAAAUUAAUAUCUUGCAAUAAUAAUUACCAAAUUAACUAAAAUAAAUGCAUUCUGUAUGCUGAAUAAGUGAGAGGUUUUAACUGAUCAAAACCACUGGAUUCAGAACAAAAAAAAAGAAUUGACCUUCACUCUCUCAAAAAUGAUUUCGUGCUAAAGCCUUGUUCAUUGCAGGGUGAAUAAAAAAGGACUAAUUGCUAUCAGUAAAAUUAUGAAAAGUGAAAAGUGCGGUCUGUUGUCAUGUCAUGAAUUUAUUUUUCAAAAGCAUUUAAUUUUUGUAUGUGUUCUCAGACAUGUAAUUCACCAGUUAGUCGCACUCAGCCAUAGGAAGCUUGAAAGCGCUCAGCCAGCUAUCUCAGCACACUAUCAUAGUUCAGGUGUUUUCAUUUAUCAAACUUAGGGUUUUUAAUCUAUUCAUUUCUCAUUUUUAUUUCUCCUUUGUUUAAGAUAAUUUAUUUUCUCCUAUACAGUGAGUCAUAACAGCUUAUAUCAUAAACACAGAAAUCAUAUCAUGUAUUCUUUUUUUUUGGGAAAUAGGGUCAUGUGAUCAUCUUUGUGUUGGCACUUGAAUUAAUCUUUUAUUUUUAGUUUAUAUGCUGAAAACACCACAUUGUACGCCUGAAAAACAUUAUUCUAAUUGAAAAGAACUGUAUGGCGAUCGAUUGGGGUGCUGAUCACUUUAUUAUAUAGCCAUUUUUUGGAUUCAAUAAAAUGUGCUAAUGAUUUAA
This is a messenger RNA of Anguilla anguilla (European eel), 2787 nucleotides long. Its product is annotated as E3 ubiquitin/ISG15 ligase TRIM25-like. Bases 62 to 1315 code for a protein of 417 amino acids. NCBI's taxonomy places the organism in Eukaryota, Metazoa, Chordata, Actinopteri, Anguilliformes, Anguillidae. Gene Ontology annotation, molecular function: zinc ion binding. The record is from RefSeq and is a predicted model, not a curated record. The transcript has 9 exons.